Hansenula anomala is the source of this 1431-nucleotide messenger RNA. RefSeq lists its product as uncharacterized. Bases 1 to 1431 code for a protein of 476 amino acids. The transcript has a single exon. The record is from RefSeq and is a predicted model, not a curated record. Lineage: Eukaryota; Fungi; Ascomycota; Saccharomycetes; Phaffomycetales; Wickerhamomycetaceae.
AUGUCUGCUAUAAGUGAUCACCAAAAAAAGGCCGUGAUAGCUUUUAUAAAGAAUAAUGGAGAUCAGGUCGUUUUGAACCUUCAAAAUGAGCUCAAUAAACCCUUAAUGCAAGUGAAUUAUAAUAAGCUAUUUGAACGCCUUAAACCUCAGGAUAGUACUGAUAUUGAAAGCUUUACAAAAAGAGAGUUGUUAUUUGGGCUUUGGGAGUUCAUCGACAAUAGCAUAUUAAACUCUUCCCCAUUAUAUGAUGGCGCUGUUCCUCCAGGUGAAUUAAACUAUAUUGACAGUCUUACAGCACAUAAACUUGGGCAAAAAACAUUCCGAAACUUGUGGAAAUUUUGGUUUAUUAUCCCUGGAUCUUUGAAUGUGGUUGAUCUUAAUGAAGUUGGAAGAUCUGUGCUGAAAGGUACAGAAAAUUUGGUCACAUCAAGUUUGGGUCAAAUGAAGUUUAUCCCAUCUAAGGUCAAUUUUACUACAACAAUACUUCCUGGGAUUUCCAAAUUUGAAGCAAAAACAGAGAGAGCUAUAAUGCAAAAAGAUCAAGAAAUUUACAGAAUAAUGACCCAAGAACUUUUGUCAACAAUACCAAAGUGUCUUUCACGAGACUAUCAUGUUUUAGGGGUCUUGGAACGAAAAUUAGAAGCUCAGUUCAAUUCAAGAGUUCUUGAACCUCUCCUAGAUUUUGUCAGUGGACUUUUUAAUAAAAAAAUAAAGAUAAGAGAAAAAGGAUUGAAUUUCCAAAAGGAUUUGUCACAAGGCCACAGCAGCACUAAUCCAUUAAUCAAGAAACGGUUGGAGUCAUUGGAAAAAGAAUCAGUAGAACUUUUCCCAGAUAGUUCAAUAUUUGAUGAAAGUGAAGAGCAAAUAAAUGCACAGAAAGCUCUACUUCUCAUAGAACACAAAAAGCCUAAACUUGAAGAAGACAUCAAAAGCUCAGAAAACUUCAACACAGAUGUUAUAAACAAGUCCUUGAUUCAAACGUACUCUUAUUUAUUAUGCAAAGAAUGUCUUCAUCUGAAAAAAAUUAUUCUAAACGAUUUAGUUUCAACUGUGUUUAUUAAAUUCCCUGAUAAUUUUUGUGAAGAAGGAUCAGAAAAUGAUGAAAGUAAUGGGAGCUCACGAUUGAUAGCAGAAAUCCAGUAUUACCUCGUCAAUGAUACACAUAUUUAUGCUAAUGAUCCAACUAUAGAUGAAAAGUUCAACUCAAAAAUCCUUUUAGGAUCAAUAAUCUAUGACCAAAUGUUUGAAGAUGAACAAGAACCAAGAGAAGAACCCCCCAAAAGAAGGAAAGUGAAAACUUCUUCUCGCAUAUUGAAUUCCCUAAAGGCUGAUUUUUGGGGAGGUGAGCUUAUAACUGAGAGCCUGGAAUUUAACGAUGGUGUACCCCUGUCAAGAACAAGAAGUAAAAUAUCAUUAAUGUUUUCUAAAUGA